CGCCUCCCGCCCACUUGCUGCUACGCUCUGCCUCUGCCUCUGCCUCUGCCUCUGCAGUCUUCAUUCAUUGCACCGUUUUCUGCUUUCUUUUUACUCGGCCAACUGCUGGCGCUCUCGCUUGAUAUUGCUAUUGCUAUCGAUAUUUCCCGUCUUCUUUUUUACCACUCCACCAACUCUGUUUUCCAUGGACGGCUACAGCCCCGCUGCCGCCACUAUCAUCGAACAUGCCCUGCAGUACCUCACGCCCAGGGAGAUUGCGGCGUGCCAAACCGUCAACCGGGCGUGGUACGCUCUGACGGCAGUCCAGUCCGUGCGCCACGUCGACUGCCACAUCAUGCGGCUGGCGCUGCGGCUGGCACACUACCGGCGCAAGGGCCUUGCCGGGGCAAUCCGCGGCCUGACCAUCGAUGUCGGCUUUGUCGACGGCUUCCUGUCGGCGCCGAUGUACGAGCAGCGCAUCCGCGAUGCUGUGGCCGCGGUGCACGGCUCGGGCGCGCGAGUGCGCCGCAUAAAAAUCCAUAUGGACGGCGCGCGGUCGGCGCUGACCAACAGCGAGCUGCGGUUCGGUGCACUUGCGUGCGAGCUGCUGCUGCGUGCGCUGCCAGGGCUGGUGGCGCUCGACCUGAGCGAGUGUCCGGCGGCCCUGCUUGCUGGCGGCGGUGACGAGGCUGGCGGGCCACUUGCGCAGCAGGUGCGGCUGCAGCAUGUGCGCUGGUUCUCUCUGGGCCGCAACGAUAUGUCAUCGGCCGCUGCGCUAUGCUGCGUGGUCGCCGCCAACCGCCACUCGUUGCGCGCGCUGUAUGGCCGCGGCGACAUCACCGACCGCGCGCUGGCACUCCUUUGCAACGCGCCCAACCUGCUGCGGCUUGACGCCAGCGGCUCCAGCAUAUCGGACGACGCGCUUCUGGCGCUGGUUCGCGCGCGUGGCGGGGACCUGCGCGAGCUGAUUCUGUCGGACUGCUCGCGGCUCACACGCCUCAGCAUUGCGCAGCUGACGCCCCGGCUACUGCCGCGGCUGGCGGCCCUGGACCUGUAUAACGUCAUGGUUACCACAGACUCGUACCAAAGCCUGUUCAACGUCGCCACGCGUUGGCCGUACCUGCGCGACCUCAAGCUCAAGGCCGCCAUCCCGCACACGUCACCGCGCCAGGACUCGCUUGUCAACGAUGACAUCCUGAUUGCCAUCGGCCGCAACUGCCCACGCCUUGUGUCACUGCGGCUCUUUGGCUGCCACGGCAUCACUGAUGACGGCCUGAGCGCCAUCCUGGGCAACCUUGGCUACCUGCGGGAGCUUGUGGUCAUGCACAACGCGACCGACGCUGGGGCUGGGGCUGGGGCGGCCAGGGCCAGCCGCAGCCAGAUCAGCCGCAGCCAGAUCAGCCGCCACGGCCAGCUCCAACGCACUGCUGCUGAGCCUGCCGUCGAUCAGCGACAUCUGGGCCAGCAUCCCAUCGCUGCCCUCAAACGCAGUGCCGCGGCAGCAGGCGCAGCCGCGUACACAGCCGCUCCUGCGCCCAGUCGCCGACAUUUCGCCGCCCUCGACGGCACCUGGCAGCCCGUGUGUAUCUGGAGAGCAGCCCCAGCCCCGCCGAAACGCCAGCGGUGCGCGCGUGUUUACGUCGCAGGCGCUGCGCAACGGCGUGCGCUCAAAGUGCUUCAACCUGCUGAAUCUCGAUAUGGAGUACGACUCGGUCUGCGCCGAGCAUCUGGCGCGCCUUACCCACCUGCACGUGCUCUGCGGCCGCAUGAUUACCCGUCACGCAAAGUCUCUCAUCGAGACCCAGUUCCCCAAGUGCAAGAUGAUGGUGUGGAGCACCGACUGAGCACCGGCUGGCAAGCACUGCCUCGCCUACCCACAACACUUGUUUAUAUGUCCGCAUAUGCCGCCGCAUAUCUCUCUUUGUACCAAUAUUCCAUCACCUACUAAAAAACACAUGCAUACUUUCGUAACACCUACGCAAUCAUGCAUCUCAGAACCCACGGUCUCGGUCUCGGUCUCGGCCUCGGCCUUGGCCUUUGCCUUUGCCGUGCAAUGCAACGCAAUGCAACUCGACGCGUCGCAGGGCGCCAAACCAAAAUACAAGCAACCCUCGUGCUGGCACCACCCCCAGUACAAGUUGCAUCACGAUGCACCGCAUUAACUCUGCUACCCACGCCCCAACCCAGUGUUACAAAGCCAAACAUGUUUAUCCCUUCGAACCUUCCAUUUCCACUCCACAAUGGCCACCACAUGUGCGUGCGUGCAUGCGCACCCAUCAACCUUUCUUUUCAGGCUGCCUGUCUGCCUGCCUUUCUUGGCGCGCCUUUAAAUGGCCCUUUGUAGGAUAUCGCUGUCUUUCUAAAAAAAUUCAAUAAGGCGGAAAGACGCUUUGUAUCUCUAUAAAUAAAUU
This is a messenger RNA of Kickxella alabastrina, 2390 nucleotides long. RefSeq lists its product as uncharacterized. Gene Ontology annotation, molecular function: protein binding. Gene Ontology annotation, biological process: SCF-dependent proteasomal ubiquitin-dependent protein catabolic process. Lineage: Eukaryota; Fungi; Kickxellomycota; Kickxellomycetes; Kickxellales; Kickxellaceae. The coding region runs from base 185 to 1927 and encodes 580 amino acids. The record is from RefSeq and is a predicted model, not a curated record. Gene Ontology annotation, cellular component: SCF ubiquitin ligase complex. The transcript has 2 exons.